This is a messenger RNA of Gadus chalcogrammus (walleye pollock), 699 nucleotides long. RefSeq lists its product as uncharacterized. Lineage: Eukaryota; Metazoa; Chordata; Actinopteri; Gadiformes; Gadidae. Bases 4 to 699 code for a protein of 231 amino acids. The transcript has 7 exons. The record is from RefSeq and is a predicted model, not a curated record.
CCGAUGGAUGAGGAGGAAUUGUUUGAUGAGGAGCCACCUUACACGUGUGACCCCCACCACAAUUGCAUUGACAAAUUCAUUGUUUGCCAAGAGGAGCUGAUGGGCCUUUUUGCCAUCUGUCCGGCCUGUUGUGAGAGGUCGGAUAGUAGCAUCGUGCAGCAGGAAGGAACUUUUGUUAAGAUCAAGCAGGUCUGUGCAUCAUGUGGCUACCACCGUUUCUGGCAAAACCAGCCAAUGCUCCACAGGAACAUGCCAACCUGCAACCUCCUGUUAAGUGGGGCCAUUCAUUUUACUGGAUGUUUGGCCACACAGACACUAAGAAUGUUGACCCUGUUUGGCCUGCAGUGCAUCAGUGCAGCAGUUUCUUUCGCCAUCAGCGCCGCUACACCAUCCCUGUCAGAUUCUCCUGGGCACUGCGCAAAGUAUGGGUCAUACUCGCUGAUAGAGGACAGAGUGAACAAGGUGGUGGAUGUUCAGCUUGUUCAGAGCUCAGAGGUCCCCAACAGCUCAUGGUGUGAGCUUGAAGGGCUCAAGCGCAGUGUUGGCCUGCUGAGGGGAAACGACCUGCAUUUGGCAACGCUGAUCACGGACCGACAUCGCCAGGUUGCCAAAUGGGUGAGAGAGGAGCUGAUCCCUGAAGGGACACAGCAUUAUUUUGACGUGUGGCACAUUGCCAAAAUUGUGCCCAUGGCCCUCUAG